Messenger RNA from Seriola dumerili (greater amberjack), 3165 nucleotides. RefSeq names its product calpain-15-like. Gene Ontology annotation, molecular function: calcium-dependent cysteine-type endopeptidase activity. Bases 1 to 3165 code for a protein of 1054 amino acids. The record is from RefSeq and is a predicted model, not a curated record. Lineage: Eukaryota; Metazoa; Chordata; Actinopteri; Carangiformes; Carangidae. Gene Ontology annotation, cellular component: cytoplasm. The transcript has 14 exons. Gene Ontology annotation, biological process: proteolysis.
AUGGGGAGCUCCACCUCCUCCCUUGUUGAAGAGGCCGAGGGUGAAGUCGCACCCCGGGGUGCGGCUCUGCCCCCCUCCCCCGUCAUGGGGUGUCUAAGGAGCAGCCAGAGCACCUUCAUCCCUCGGCAGCUUCCCAGACCGAGCAGGCACAGAGAGCGCAGCGUCUAUACUCUGUCCACCGUCCGUCCUCUCUGCUGCCACACUGUCCCAGCCGUCAUCAGACUCGCCGUCAUGUGCCACAAAGAGCCGAGCGCUCUGCUCUGCGCACGCUGUGAGCUGAUCUUCCUGCUGGGACAGAACGUGAGGAGGGCAGGAAGCCACCGGUCCCUUUUCUCUUCUGGUUCGAUGCCCAUGCAGAGGAGCCAGUGGGCCUGUGGCUGUUGUACCUUCCUGAAUGCAGCCGGCGCCCCCCGCUGCUCCAUCUGUGAAGCCCCGCGGCGAAGACCCGACACCCGCUGGAUGUGGCACGGGUCCAGCAGGGAGGACGGUCGCUGGUCCUGCCCGCGCUGCACGCUGGCCAACUCGCGUGGCAGCCUGGCGUGCUCGCUGUGCGGCUACACCGGAGCGCCGGACCGACCCCGGGACUCCUCCGAAGACCAGCCACGGCCUCAGCGCUCCAGCAGCUGCUCCGGUCCCCUGAGGCCGUCGUCAGCUGACAGGAAACAGCCAGAAGAUGCAGACGGACACAGCCUGACCUGGGACUGUUUGAGGUGCACUCUGCAGAACACCCCUACCUCCAUGUCCUGCUCUGCCUGCGGGGGACCACGCAAACUGUCUCUGCCCCAGAUCCCCGCCGAGGCCUUGCUCAUGCCUGAGGUCUGUGAUCAAACAGGAACACAGCAACCAGAACCUGCAGCGGGGGGGCUUUCACUUUCCAUAUCAACCAGGGGAGAGUGUUUACCGGUGGAAGCUUCAUACCCCGACCCGCCCUCCUCCUCGUCUUCAGGUCAUAAUAAUCCAGUUCCCUGCAGCCGCAGAGAGGUGCCGCCGCCAGAUGUUUGCCUCAGUCAAGCACACAGCAUCAGUCCGUCUCCUUCGACCCUCGCCGUGUCACAUCUGUCUGCCCAGCCAGAGCUGCUGCCCGGGAGACGGCUCAGCAUCCUGAAAGAGGAAAUGUCACCUCUGUCGCCUGCAUCAGAUGCCUCCGUGUCGUUUCCACCCGUCAACAGGACGGAGGAGUGGUCGUGUCCGGCGUGCACCCUCAUCAACAAGGUCAGAGACAAACACUGCCUGGCGUGCCACACCCCCCAGCAGCACGCCGCGCAGCUGAAACCGGCGCCGUCCCCCAGGAGGAAGGAGAGCAUGCUGGUGGAGGCGCUGCGGCAGAGCGACGAAGGAGAGGCCAAAGAGCUGUGGGAGAACAUUGUCAGCUUCUGCAGGGAGAACGCCGUGACGUUUGUGGACGACAGUUUCCCCCCCAGUCCAAAGUCCGUGGGCUUCCCGGCGGACGACAGCGUCCAGCAUCGGGUCAAAAAGUGGCUUCGUCCUCAAGAAAUCAACUGCUGCAACUUCAGAGAGCGGGGGGUGAAGUGGUCCGUGUUCCGCAUGCCUCGCCCAUCUGACAUCCUGCAGGGACUUCUGGGUAACUGCUGGUUCCUCAGUGCCUUGGCUGUUCUGGCAGAACGUCCCGAGCUGGUGGAGAAAGUGAUGGUGACCCGCGCGCUGUGUGCGGAGGGAGCCUAUCAGGUGCGUCUCUGCAAGGACGGCUCGUGGACCACGGUGUUGGUGGACGACAUGCUGCCGUGCGACGAGAGCGGCCACCUCCUCUUCUCUCAGGCCCAGAGGAAGCAGCUUUGGGUUCCUCUGAUAGAAAAAGCUCUGGCUAAGCUCCACGGUUCCUACUUCGCUCUGCAGGCGGGCCGCGCUAUCGAGGGCCUCUCCACGCUGACCGGGGCCCCCUGCGAGUCUCUGGCGCUCCAGGUCAGCGCCACCAACCCCAAGGAGGAGCCCAUCGACACAGACCUCAUCUGGGCCAGAAUGCUGAGCUCCAAAGAAGCAGGCUUCCUGAUGGGGGCGUCUUGUGGAGGAGGCAACAUGAAGGUGGAUGACACGGAGUACGAGUCCCUGGGUUUACGUCCACGACACGCCUACUCUGUCCUCGAUGUGCGGGACGUGGACACUCACAGAUUACUGCAGCUGAGGAACCCGUGGGGUCGGUUCUCCUGGACGGGCCCCUGGGCCGACGACUGGCCAAACUGGCCUCCACACCUGAAGAGGGAGCUGUGCGCCCAGCGAGCCGAGGACGGACUGUUCUGGAUGGACUUCUGGGAUUUCAUCAGGUACUUUGACUCAGUGGAUAUCUGUAAGAUUCACUCAGACUGGCAGGAGCUCCGGGUCCCGGGCGUUUUCCCCCGAGGAGCCGACGUUCCGGUGACGGUGGUGUCCAUCACGGUUCUGGAGAGAACGUCUGUAGAACUGGCUUUGUUCCAGCAGGGCAGCAGGCGCUGGGACACGGCGGAGAGCCACCUGCUGGAUCUGUGUGUGCUGGUGUUUCGGGUCUCCUACGACAGCUCGGGGACUCUGGCGCUGGGUCGUCUGCUGGCUCACAGCCGGCGCUCGGUGAGGAGGUUCGUGGGCUGCGACGUCAUGCUGGAGCCCGGCGAGUACGCUGCGCUGUGCUGCGCCUUCAACCACUGGCACAGCAGCGUCGCCGAGGGGACAGUGAGCGGGGGCAGGGCGGAGUCUCCUGGCUACAUGCUGGCCGUGUACAGCUCCAGACUCGUGAUGGUGGAGCAGGUAACGGCCUCCAACACCACCAUCGCCGACGCCAUCAUCCAGCUGACGGAGACCAAAGGAGAGAGACACGAGGGUCGGGAGGGGAUGACCUGCUACUACCUGACCCACGGCUGGGCGGGGCUUAUCGUCAUGGUGGAGAACAGACACCCGCGGCACCACCUGCACGUGUCCUGCGACUGCAGCGACAGCUUCAACGUGGUGUCGACACGCAGCAGCCUGAAAACCAUCGACAGCAUCCCCCCCCUGCACAGACAGGUGCUGGUGGUUUUGUCUCAGCUGGAGGGAAACGCUGGAUUCUCCAUCACACACAGACUGGCUCAUCGUAAGGCCGUCCAGGCGUCUCUGGGGAACUGGAGUCCCUCAAAAGCAACACACAGUCCCGCUCUGAGCCCGGAGACUGCAGGUCUGCACCAGCCUCGCCCCCUCUGA